AACACAAAAUCCUCCAAGAAUACCACAAAGAUGGUAAAUAAUGCCAAAACUGAAUCUUCGAUGCCAGUUAAACCAUGGAAUUUUCAAGGACCGAUCCCACACAACUAUGAACAUAUACUCAAGGAUGCAGACUCUCCUGUUGCUAAUUCUUCCAACUGGGGAAACCUGUUGGAUCAGCUAUAUGCUGGGGUGUUCUUAGCUCACAAAACAAAGAAAUAUUGGGUAGAGAAGAAGUCCAACAGCAACUGUUUCGUGUUGUAUGCAAGAGCACUCUCAAUCACCUGGGCAGAAAAUCAAAACUAUUGGACAUGGGAACAAAAGAAAGAAGAAAGUGGUAGCAUGAUAGAGUUGGCUACACUGAAAAAGGUAUGCUGGGUAGAAGUGCAUGGGAAAUUUGAUAUUGGAAUGGUUUCACCAGGAGUUUUGUAUCAAGUCUCAUUUAUUGUGAUGUUGAAAGAUUCAGCUAAAGGGUGGGAAAUUCCUAUAAAUGUUAGACUUGUUCUUCCUGGAGGGAGGAAACAAGAGCAAAGGGAAAAUUUAAUGGACAAGUCAAGGGAAAGAUGGAUAGAGAUUCGAGUAGGUGAGUUUGUGGCCUCUGAAAAAGAUGCUGGCCAGAUGGAGAUCUCCAUGUAUGAAUAUGAAGGUGGCAUGUGGAAAACUGGACUUCUCAUUCAAGGUCUUUCCAUCAAACCAAAGAAUUAACAUACACUUUCUACUUAA
Messenger RNA from Vigna umbellata (rice bean), 720 nucleotides. RefSeq names its product protein PHLOEM PROTEIN 2-LIKE A1-like. NCBI's taxonomy places the organism in Eukaryota, Viridiplantae, Streptophyta, Magnoliopsida, Fabales, Fabaceae. Gene Ontology annotation, molecular function: carbohydrate binding. The record is from RefSeq and is a predicted model, not a curated record.